UAUGUACAGUAACCUAACAAGUUAUUGGACAAUAAUGAUGGCCAACAAUGGAUACUACCUGUACAUGCUAAAUAAAUACGAAAUAUUUAUAUAUUGGACAAAAAACGAAUAGUGUAAGACUUGUUUACCAAAUGGAAAAUACAGUAUGGACUAUCAUUACCUUGGAAAGAAAGAAUAUCAAAACUUGCAACAAACUGGUCAUAUCAGGUUAAAAGACAUAUCGUGUAUGUUCCUAAGUGUGUUCUUCUAGACGUUUUGACAAGUGAAGAUCGUUAAAACAUUGGUACCAACAAUCACAAGCAUACAUUUAAAUAUGAAAAUCCGAAGUACACGUUAUAAUAGUAUAUAUAGUAAUUAUUGCAUGUUAUAAUUUCGAUAUUUCUUAAACAAAAUAAAUUCAUACAUACAGUGUCUAUAAGGCAAUUUAAGUAAAUGAAGUUUAUUGGAAAAAACAAUCAAUCCCCAGGACUUUGGUGCUGAGGCAGCACUUCCCUUGCGAUAGUAACUUCUAGUCAUAAUAUAGUUGCGAGAACGUUGUAGUGUAAUAAAAUGGAAACUUUCUUUAGUUAUUCUGUCAAAAAUAACAUGCACGAAGCACGAAUCUUUAAUAUAACAGGGCGAUUUUAGUCUGGUUCAGAAUUUACGACCAUUGUGAGAGAUUUUUGCUGCGCUGGGACUCGAUUCGUUCUGAUAGUACAAAUGUACAAUAAAUAUAAUAUACUUUCGAAUCACCCCACCGGCAUCGUACGUUCUCGAAUAGUUUUAGUAAUUUUACACAUUCUCGAAAAACAAAAAGGAACCUAAUUAUGCCCCAAGGCAUGUUCUGUACUAACAGUAAUGAAGUUAGUUAUCAGGAGAACCUUUAAAAUUUUCCCUUUCUUCUCCCGCACGCACUAAACGUCUGCUACGCAGGCUAUGGACGAAUAGAUUAGAUGCCUGGAAAGUGUUUACAAUCCGUCAUAUAUUUAAACCAUCCUUUUAUAGUCCUUGGUCUUUUUGUCUGAUUUUUAUCAGAAAUGUAUCAAACGAGGUAUUUUUAUCGCUAUUUGUUGUAUUUGAGUAAAAUUUAAACAACGCAAUGCAUGACCCUGACACUAAUUCUUUAAAUAUAGUUACGAAACAUGACAGUUCUAUUUUAGAUCAUGCUCAUUUGUAAUGUUCAAUCCAAGUAACUUAGCAUUAGGGCUUCUUCAAUGGCUUUUCCUAUAUACUAAUUUUUGAUCCAGACAAGAUGGACGAAGUCUAUCAUAACAGCUCAAAAGAACAUCCUAAAAUUAGUAAAAUUGCAAAGUUUGGUUGAAAAAUAUUGUAAAAUACGGAAAAUAUAGUCCUGUGAAAUUAGCAAAUUUUGAGUAUUUUAGUAUUACGCGCGGCGACCGCCCCCCGCCCCCCCCCCACCCCACCCCCCACCCUUUAUGGAAAAUUGACAAAUUUUCGGAAAUUUUGAUCUAAGGAGGCCUAAAAACAGCCUUUUCGAGUGCAAAUGCAUGGGGGGGGGGUUGUCGGAAAUUUGAUGGUUUUGUCGGAUAUUUAGGAGGCUUUGCCCCCCCCCCCGCCCGCACUGGGAAAGUGAAUUUCCGCCACUGCGCCUGUAAUAACGCUUUCUCGUUUGUUAUAUAUUACUUCAGAGGUGAUUGCAAACUAUUGUAAAACAACAUUCCAGACGAUAUACAAUUUACCAGAACCAAAGCUGCCAGUAAAGUAUGCUCGUAAAAUUGGAAACAAGCCUGCAGCAGAGGAAAAUACAUUUAAUGCUUGGUAAGACCCAUACAUAUCUUAUAUACACUAGACAGCGCAUCUCUUUAAGUAAAAUUGAAGCCAAGAAUAUUCCAGCGGUUACCCUCAUUUGAAUAGAUGGCGGCCAUGUUGAAGUUUCCCACUCGCUAAUAUAAACGCUUAAAAAGCAACAACAACUUCAUCAUUUGAACAGUUUGAAAAUAUAUUUGGAAUAGGUUUAACUUAAUGUUUUCCCUGUUUAAGAAAUGGAAAACAUACGAGUCUUCUCAUUUCAUCGGAAUAUCCUGAGUCUGCAAUCACGGCUUCAAUUUUUGAAUUGCAAAAUAAUUAGAUGCACUAUCUAGUGUAUAUAAGAUAUCUAUGGUAAGACCCUUCUUUGUUUUUUUAAAUUUGUUCUCACCUAAAUUACUGAAUAUGGCGAGGAUUCUAAAAAUCUGAAUGAGCCGCCACCGAAAUGCAGGAUUUACUCAACGUACAUGCCAGGAAGCGUAUAUGAUUGGCAGAAGCAGAAAGGGUAAAGUUGUAAGAAUUAAUUUGGCAUUGUCUAAUAUAAAUUUAAUUAUCUAUAUAUAAUGUUAGAGGCUACCAAUUCGGAGGCAAAGUCUUGAACGCUCGUGUUUCACGUCCUUUCGUCGUAGUCUUUGCCGCGGACGAUGCAUAUUUGGUGUUUCAACAGACACCCCCAACAAGACUCAAUCUUUCUUGCUCUUGUUUUUAUAUUUUGCAUUCGGAUUUUCAUUUACUCUAGACGUUUUGGGCCUAGUGAAAUAGCACGUUUGUGUUGAUGAAACGGCUCUGUAAUAUUUCCCCUAGGUACUGGAGAUGUGAUAUUUCUGGUGCUCCAAAUGGUAAACUACAUGGAAAAACUAUUGCAAUGAAAGACAAUAUCUCCGUUGCUGGUAUUCCAAUGAUGAAUGGAUCACAACUUCUAGAGGGUUAUAUUCCAGAUAUUGAUGCCAGUGUUGUAACCCGGGUAUUAGAUGAAGGUGGAAGAAUUCUUGGCAAAGCUGUUUGUGAAAACUUGUGCUUCAAUGAUGGAAGUUUCACGGCUGCAAAUGGACUUGUGAGAAACCCAUGGGAUCCUUCGAGGAUGUCUGGAGGAUCAUCUUCAGGAUGUGCUGUUCUGGUAAGUUGAUUGAAAACAAUGUAGGGAUCCCGAUAGUGUACAGAGUGUUAACGAAUGUUUGUAUUUUAAAGAAGAAUAAUUGCUGCCGAAGGCAGCACACUAUUCGUAACACGAAGUAUCGCGUUUAUUGUGCCCAGUCUCUUUGCCCGAGUUAUGUAUUGUCGAGAUCUCGAUUUUGUGUCCGUCUGUCUGUCUGUAAAGAUGUCGUAAUUCCGGGGAAAUAAUUAAGGCUUCAGGACGCUUUUUAAACGAUGGGGGCGGUCAAACUUUAUUUUGUAUUGCACACGGAUCAAGUUCUUCAGGGACAGUUAAUACGAGCUUAUUUACAUUUUCAUUAAUGCAAAACAUGGACAAUAUUUUCAAUAAUUCAGGUAAGGAUAGCUUUAUUUCUUUUUGGUAUUAUACAUGAAGGCAUUUAUAUUUAGAACACUAUGAUUUCAUGAAUUUAGAUUCAGCAUGAAUUUAUCAUGAAUUUCAGAAUUUACCCUGCACUGAUCGACGUCUUCAUAGUUAAAUAAUUUAUAUAUACAAGUGGUGAAAAUCUACUUUUAGUUUAUUUGUUUGUGUGGUGAUGUCCAAAGGCAUGAGUUUAUAGUGCUUAUUCUACAUGUUUAUAGCAAAAUGUGCUUUCAGCACGUUUUAAAACGUGGAAUGUAGUGUAUCAGGCCUAAUAUUAUUGUUGUCUGUAAAGGCGCGGAUUUUCAUUUUGUAAAAGGAGGGGUGGCAAAAUUUUUAGUGGGGUACAAGCAGCACCACCGAGCUUCGGCAGAGGUUAGGGUUAAAGACUUUCACACAAAGUAGGAGGGGCGAAGCAAAAUUUCGGCGGGGUUGAACACUUUAUAAGACCUUGGGGUUAGGGAGAUUAUAGGGGGGGGUUAACCCCAACUAACCCCCCAGUAAAUCCGCCUGUGACGAAUUUUUUCUCAAUUCGUCAAUGUGGGCGCCGGCACACAAGCAAUGUUUAUUUUAAGAAAACUUUAUUACUUAACUGUUUGAAGAAUUGAACAACGAUAACUAUAAUUAUCUACUAAUACAUACGAGCAGUUCGAAGAGAAUAUUUCACGGCACUUCCGCACUUCUUUCCCGGCGAAUAGAUGUACAGUUAUCUAGCCUCUCGUAGUUAUCUUUGACGGUGGUCAAGCUCAACUUCAAAUCACGGUUGAGUUGCCAUAUAUUGAACUUCGUAUUCAUCAGAGCGCUGCUUGUCAUCGAAGACACCACCAUUCGCUGCCCUUUAGUACGAUCACCGAAGAUCAUUUACUUGCGACUUCAACAACUUAUCAAGUCCUUUUGACUUUCAAUUCACCACCCAAAGUACCACUUCUACCACGUGCCACUUCUCUUCGUUAAGCUUUUAUGGCUCUCUCUCAUUUUAGCACAUGGUUGCCCCUUUUUAUGGCAACCGAAUUAAUUUGCAUCUACGUCAUAUUUACAUCAUGAAUUAUUUCUACGUCAUAUUUACAUAAUUUGUUACACCUCCCCACCAAAGAUAUUAUCACGAAUGUAAUAGAUCCAAUUAGUUAUUACAUGCACUAAAUCUUUUUACAACUUAAUUCCUAUUACUUUCUAAGAUUCUUUUUUUCUUUUUUUAAAAAAAUUACAGAAAAAUAACAAGAAUACAUCUCCUGUGAACGUAUAUGAGAGGGAGCGGCCGAAACGAAACUUUCCCCUUAUUGAAGUUGAAUGAAUCAUUUGCGCCUUAAAGCUCUAUGGCAACCUACUCAAAGCAUCCACAUUCACGUGCUUCUCUCCACUUUUGUGCUCUAGCUGUUAUCUCGAAAAUGCAAAAAUAGUCAUCAAUGUCCUCAUUUUCUCUCAUUUCCCGUACUUCUACUAAUUUCCUAACUCUCCGUUUAUUGAAGGAUGUCUUGUCUUUCUCUCGCUCCCUUUCUAACACUAAAUCAAACGCUUUGUCUUCCAUUCUAGCCCGUCGUCUACGCUCCUCACUUCAAAUUCUUCUCGCGCUAAUGCCAUCUCUCUUUCGAAGCGCAAUAGCGUCAUUCUUUCUUCAAAGGUUAAGGAUCCCCUUUGUUCACGGCUUUGCAAGCUUUCAAAACUCAUGGGAUCCUGGGGAAUUUCACCCUUCACGCCAUAGUCAUGGCUAAUAUUGAAAUCACUUUGGGCACUUUGUUUUAGAUGGUAAUUUAGAUUGCUCCAAAACCUCUCUGUCAGUCCCCAUUUCGAUGUUCUUACCCUCUUUCUGCACUUACCCAGACUUAUAAUUUGUUCUUAAUUUUGAAGACAGAGUUUUAACACCGUCUUUUGAACUAAAUUCUAUUUGCCGUUCCUGACAUUCAUCUCGUAAACCGUCUAAUGACCAAUUAUCAUAACCACUCAUUUUACGCUUGAAAUACUGAGACCAUUAAGUAUUAUACUUUGAUAACAACCAAAAAUCCAUCCUCGUCCCCAGGCCCAAGCUCGGGCGGCCCUCACAGUGGCCCUGGGUCAGGCUGUUGAGCAGUUGAUUGUGAUUGGUUCUUUUGCUCUAAAGGAAUGUUGCGGGUGGAAAGGAAAUGCGGGUUAACAAUAAACAAUGGCUGGCUCGAAGAGUGGCAAUUCAAUAAACUUGUAUUAAAUUAUGGUAGAAAUCAGAUAUUUACAUGUAAAUUUUUGCUUAAACUAUGGUAUGGACACAUUCAAGACUUCUGGAAACAAACUACAUGGAUAUUUGAAGGAUUAAAACAUCUGAAAGUUGAAACGAAUUGAAUGAUAAAGAUAUAUAUUUUACAGUCCUACUAAAGACUAUAGAAAUUUAUCUUGUGUAUGCAACGUCUACAAGAUUGUGUAAAUUCGUCUACAAGAUUAUUGUGUAAAUUGUCGCCCUCCACCUAUCUGUCUGCGUCAACGCAAGUUUAUACAUUGUAUUUGACAAUUUGAAUAGUUUAUAAAAUUAUAAUGUAAUCUACAAAAAUUUAGUAUUUAUCAAAUACUUGAUUCACAAAGUGAAUGGCAGCAUUUUGUUCUGCUUGCACAAUCACAAUGAACAGUUCACAAUGGUCAAUGGAUCCAGUGUUGUUUGAAAACCACAAGCUCGAUUGUUAUUAACCCAAGGUGAAAAGCUGGCUUUUCACACACAAAAUAUUGAAGGGAUUUUCUAGAUGGAAUUAAAUUAUUUAUUCAAACUAUUGAACUAUUGAAGCAAAUUUAGAGAAUACAAAAUAUUAAUAAUUUAACCAGACAACCAGUUAUGUGUCAAGUCUAAAGACGGAUUUCCAGUGCUUGCAUCUAAUUAAAAUUAACAGUUCAGCAUUGUGAUUGGAUGAAAGUGCUCAUGCAUUGCAGCGAGCUGCUUCGUGAGAGGACUGGAAAUCUGCCUUAAGAAGCAUUUUAGCUACCUGUUGCUAAAGUUCAUUUAUAAACACUGUCACUGAAAUAUUUAUUAACAAAUACACCCUUCUGGAAAGUACAUUAGGGAUGGAUUUACUGGGGGGUGUGCACCCCCCUAGCCAUGGCCAGGGGGUGCUAUUUUUCAUGAUAAAGCAAAAACUUAUUAGAGACAAAAUGAGAUUCAGUAAUUUGAGUAAUAACAUGAUGAUAAGCGAACUGUGAACAACAAUUACAAUUCAAAUACUGUAGUCAAGCAAGACUUUGCAGUAGUGGAACAAGUUGAUAGAUGGGUAAGGUCACUGGAAACCAAUUGCAACGUAAUCGUCCGGAAAAUUUUUUGCCUAAAAAGUUGUGGGGGGGUGGGGGGUGGAAAGGUCAUUGCUCUCUGCGAAAAAAUUUGUUCCCCAAAAAAUUUUUUAAAUAGGGGUCCCUAAAAAAAGUUGCACCCCCCUUACCAGAUCAUGCUGGAUCCAUCCCUGAAGUAUACAUCACUUUGACUAUUCUGGUUUUGUAGUAUGACAUAUCCUCUUAUAGGAAUUCCUAUAAGAAAAUUAUCCUACUUUCCUGUAGGAAUAGUAAAUGACACACAAUGUUCUUCAUCAGUCAUCGCUCUUAAUUUUUUAAUGCAAAAAAAUAUAUACGAUUAUUAAUAAAUAUAUACUAAUAUUACAAAUAUAAAUAUUUAUACAAGAAAUUGGUUAUACUAAACAUUGCAGAUCAGUUAUAGUUUUCACCAAUGGUUUAAUAACAAGUCAAAACAAAAACAUAACCUAAAGAAAACCAUUGCAGUGUACACAAGCACCAAUUAAUCAUUCUACCUCCAUGCAAUGCCAUAUUUAUUGACCUUUGUUAUUAAACCAUCUAGGUAAUAACUAUAAUUGACAUGUAAAGUUAAUUACAUUAACCCAUUAAGCUGCAGAGCUUCUCCAUUGACAAGUAAUUUAAUCGUCUGGCAUUAGACAAGUAAAAAAUAAGUAGGCCGCACUGGGGCACAUUGCAGCUCAAUGGGUUAACUAGAGACAUUGUAAGAUUUUUUGUUAACCCAUUAAGCUGCAGAGCUUCCCCAUUGACAAAUAAAACCGUCUAGCAUUAGACAAGUAAAAAAAAAGUAAGUAGGAAGCACUGGGGCUCAUUGCAGCUCAAUGGGUUAAAAUUUGCCUCAAAACAUAGUCCUCAAAUAAGUUAUUGACUAUUCUAGUUAAAAACAAGCAACAAGUCACCUGUAAUGUGAUGAAACAUUACUCAAUAAAUAUUUUUAUAUACCAAAUGUUUUUUGAAUAUGCCCCUUUUAUGAAUUAUUAGCUGGGCAAUAAUAUUUUUAAUAACUAGCCUGGUGUUUCUGUUUUUGACUAUUGUUCUUGUUUGCCUUUCUGCACUUUGCAACACUUUACAGUGUUGAAUUGUUUAUUUUUGUCCUCAUGUGUUGGCGAACCUCUGAGGCCUUACAUCCAUACUUUUUUUAUACAUAAGCUGUAAAAAGAAAAAGAAAUUUAUUUAAUGCAUACCACUUUAAUAGCUGCUGACCAGAAAAAUAAGGGAAACAUUUCCCCAACAUGGCAAGAACAAUCAUAGUGAUUGCUUAAUGUUAAUUAUAUUUUCAAUAAACUUUCCAACCAGUUGGUUUUUAUUUAGAAUGGUGAUCCAGAAUAGAUGAAACUUAAUGAUACUCUUAAAUAUUAAUGUCACUUCUAUAAAUGCCACUCUGUUCUAUGUCUGAUUAGUCAAAUGGAACUUCACUUGUCAUGCAUGGAUAAAUCUCCUAGACAGGUCAUGUAAUGUUCUUUAUUGAUCUCCAUAAUAUUGUGAUGCAUAUUCAAUACAUGUCACCAUAAGCUCUAUUGGGAGCUUCAUAAAGAUUUUCCUGCCAGAAAAGGCAAGGGGUCUAUACAUAUGUAUUAUAUACAAAAAUAACAAAAUGAAGUAUUUUGUACACACCUUUCAUUUCUUGAUCAUGAUCAUCAUGGCGUAAAACAACUGCCUUAACACCCAUGUUAGUUUUUAGCUUGUCUAUUUGGUCGUCCAUCAGUGCAUUUAACGGAGAAAUCACGAUUACAAUUGUUUCUGUUCACACGGCAGAAAUAUUUCUUUUUCUCGAAUUAAUGUAGUUGAACAUGGAAGGUAAAAGUUGGUAUAUCAACGAUUUAACAUCCCUUCCAUUUACUAUUUGACGAACAGCUUCUUUCUGCUCUUCCUUUAACUUAAUUUGAGUAUUAUUUGUUUUUACAAGUGCAAAAUAUAUUGCUUCUUGUAGUAAGCCUUCCUUGCAUUCAUUGCGGUCGCCAUGUUUUUAGGGAGAAAGGCAUAUCCUGUGCGACCAAGCCUCUGCGUCGGAAUUCCGAGGCAGAUCAACAGCCUGACCCAGGGCCACUGUGAGGGCCGCCCGAGCUUGGGCCUGGGGACGAGGAUGCCAAAAAUCCUUCUUCCCGAUUUUUCUCUUUUAACCAAACAGAAAUCCAGUAUUUAGAAAUAAUUCAGUGCCGAUCAGUUAAUAAUCCCACCGCUGCCACCAAUUGUGACGAAUUUUUUCUCAAUUCGUCGACGUAAGCGCCGGCACACAAGCAAUGUUUAUUUUAAGAAAACUUUAUUACUUAACUGUUUGAAGAAUUGAACAACGAUAACUAUAAUUAUCUACUAAUACAUACGAGCCAGUUCGAAGAGAAGAUUUCACGGCACUUCCACACUUCUUUCCCGGCGAAUAGAUGAACAGUUAUCUAGCCUUUCAUGUUAUCUUUGACGGUGGUCAAGCUCAACUUCAAAUCACGGUUGAGUUACCAUAUAUUGAACUUCGCAUUCAUCAGAGCGCUGGUUGUCAUCGAAGACACCACCAUUCGCUGCCCUAGUACGAUCACCGAAGAUCAUUUACUUGCGACUUCAACAACUUAUCAAGUCAUUUUGACUUUCAAUUCACCACCCAAAGUACCACUUCUACCACGUGCCACUUCUCUUCGUUAAACGUUUAUGGCUCUCUCUCAUUUUAGCACAUGGUUGCCCCUUUUUAUAGCAGCCGAAUUAAUUUGCAUCUACAUCAUAUUCACAUCAUGAAUUAUGUCUACGUCAUAUUUACAUAAUUCGUUACACCGCCCAUGGUUGUCUGCACAUAUUAACUUACCAGCAGUUAUAUGUAAUAGCAUGUCAAACGACUUUUGUACAAGGUAUAACGGUCUGUAAAAAUAUAUCUCUGAGAUAAGUCCAUCGUCAGCAUUAAUAUCAAAUAAUCCUACCGGCCUACAAAAUACAUUCAUGUAUUCACAUGGCACUACAUUUCAGGGUAUACUAUAUUUUUUUCGAUAAUGUUCACAAUUUCUUUCUUAUUAUAUAGUUUUGAAGUUCUGACUUAGUACAAUCUUAACCAUUACAAAUGAAUGGUGUCAUCUGAAGCUGAUGUAUUAAAUUAAACAAAAAUGUCAGUUGUACUGCGAUAGUUUUGUAUUAUAGUAUUUCUAUUCAUGAAAUUGUUAUUAAAUUCUACAUGUCCAAUGAUUCAUUCAAGUAUUAUUAUCGUUUAUGUAUAUAUAAAUAUAUGAUAUUGUACAGUAUUCAGUGACAAGCUAGUCAUAGCAACUGGUCAUGCUAUGCCUAUGCUGAUAAACAUACUUCUAUUUGGAUGAAGCAAAUCAUUAAAAACUUGCAUAGCAUGACCUGUUGCUAUGGCUAGCUUCACCACUGACAGUAUUAUAAUUAUACAUAACAGGCGGGAAAUUUGUCUGAGCAUGCGCGAGCAAAAUGAGUCGCGCAAUUGAGUGGAAUACACGCAAUGCGUGUUUACAAAAAGGCACAAUCGUGUAAAUAUUGCCAAAUGUUUGUACAAAAUAAAUUACUGUUUUAUGUUGAAAAUGGACAUGAUCUAAAUUAAUCAUACAGAAUUUUUUAGUGACGUUCUAUUUCAGUACCCUGUCAUUGUCUCUGGUGGGCUGUCCGUGUGCAUUCGAUCUGAAACAGCUGCUACUUUGCUGUCGAAAAAUUUCGAAUGUUUACAUAAAAAUGGAGGCAAGUCAUGCAUUUUACAACCUCGUAAACUGUAUGAGCCCCUAUUUUUACGCUUAUACCUAAGAUAUCAAAUAAAAGUACAUGAAACAGAGAACAGUUUUAGAAAGUUUUAUCGUGAGGCCACGGCCAGUUUUUUAAAUAUCUUUAUUUCUGUUCCGCUCAUCACCAAAAUUACACUAAAGCCGGGCUUGAAUAUACAACAAAUGUUGAAUCUCAUCAAGUACAAAAAUAUUUAAUGUGUAACCAAAAUAUGCUCAUGAAAUCGAAAUUAAUAGCUAAAUUUUCAAACUAGACCCUUCUCGAGCCGGUUUUGAUGAAGGAAGUUCACAUUUCGGCCUUUGAUUCUUGGCAAAAAUUUGACCACAACACGUGCGAAGCAACUGGGUCUCAAAAACUCAGCUAAAACAUUGUGAGCCCCUAUUUUCCUGACGAUAUGUUUGAUACCUACAAACACCGAAAAGUUUUUUCUUUUCAUUUAGCUAUAUUUGAAAUUGAGGCCACGGGCCAUAUUUGAGAAAAUACAGUUCAAAGUCAAGUUAUUUUUACAUAUUUUCAAAAUUUGUCAAAUUUCGCGAGCUUGUAUUUUGAACUUAGACAGCUGAAGUUACAUUAAGAAACAUAGGAUGGAAAAUUUGAAGCAUAUAAAGUUAAUUUCAACUUACAUUUCAUUCUCAUAUCACGUCUUUCUUCGUUUAUUACGGUUUUAAACAAGCCACAGAUCGACGUAUACGGUAUUUACUCCCAUGUUCACGUCGCCAUAUUAACUUCUUCCAAUCACUCGAUUACAAAACAAAUCGUCCCAAAACAAAGAAUUCAUAGUUGACUUUUAAAGGAAUAACCGUUAAUUUGUAAAUCGUUGAAUGGAAAGCAAAAAAUCGUCAGCUAAAACAGCUUCUUGCUAACUUUCUGCUUUGUUUUGAAUGUAAAUGCAAUGAGCUUUGUUUCUGCCCGCGAAAUUUUGAUCAGCGACGACAAAUUUCCCACCUGUUAUUAUACAUACAAAAGCAAGAAGUUAUAAGCAUUGAAGGUAUUCAUAUAAAAGCACGAGUGGCCCAGGCCCUGUGUGGGUAUUUAUUUAUUUUUAAAUUUUAUUAUAUUUUGCAUUAAAAAUUUACUAUAUUUAAAUUAUAAAGCAUAACUUACUUGGUUUCCUUUAUGUAUUAUUUAUCUAUUUGGGGGUGGUUUUAGUUUGAUAUGAUGUAAAAAUAUCAUGAGAGUAAUGGCAAAGCGGGAUCAUACAAACAGCCUCUUAUUCAGCAAAUUGUGCAUUCUGCCUCUAAUCCCUUGGGGGGUGAGACAGCACUUUCCUUGCGAUGGUAACUUCUAGUAAUAAGUAUCAACUGGAGUGUGUUCAAAUGCGCUUACAUUAGCUUACAAUUACGGAGCCCCGCAGGGGCCAUCAAUAAAAACACAAACUUUUUUGAGAGAAAAAACACAAACUUUUUUUGAAAAAAAAAACACAAACUUUUUUGGCAUGGUAGACUUUACGGGUAGCGGAUUGCGGAGUGCGGAUUACGGAUGCGGAUUGCUGAUGCGGAUUCCUGAUGCGGAUUGCGGAUGCGGAUUGCGGAUGCGGAUUGCGGAUGCGGAUUGCGGAUUGUGAACCUAUGCAAAUCGUUUAUUUCUUCGAAAAAAGCCACAAUAAUUGCCUGUAGCUACUUGUAGCUAUGCUAUGCCCCCUAGGAAAUGGCUAUAUAUGUCUUGGUUAUAACGGAGUAUACCUGUGUUAGAAUGAAGCAGUCGAAUAUUUCGACAAUAAAGAAUAAACCAAGUUUGAAUAAAAUGAAACACUCAGAUUCAAACAUUUCGUAAGUCACAUCGCGUGUAUGACGUGUAUGGAGCUAAAGAAUUCAUUGACCGAUGACAAAUAGUGACAAAGCAAAUAUAGUGACGUUUAGUGUUUACUGUUGGACGUACAUCCAGGCUCUAAAUAGUUACUUUCAAGAAAAAUUAGGUAGAUACAUAGAUGUUUAUUUACGCUAUUCACUAUAAAUAUUUAAGUUGUUAAUAAACAACCUCAAGAAAUCGGAUUUUGUGCAAGGCUGCCAAGACUGAUGAUAUUCUAUUUAUUUUAAAUAUUCUGGAGGAAACACAGUGAAGGUUAGUUUUUAUAGUGAAUACUAUUUAUCAAUACUGAUUACUGUUGAUUUGAAACUCGAUUUUGAUAAUUAUACGGUGUCGGUGAAACGAGGACGCAAAAUCAAUGGACAAUGGCGGAUUUUCAAGAAAAUCAUUAUUUUCAAAAUAGGCCGUUUCAAUUUUAAUAAGUUUUCGUUUCAACUGUAUCUUUAAAGGUUUAUAACUAUAUAUUUUGAAAGCUUCAAAUGCGUGUGUUUACAUGCGCAGCAAGGCGAGAUUUUGAAAAUGUAAUAGAUAUUUUUGAAUUUCCGUGGCAUAACAACAGUUUGUUGCGAACAUUUUCUCGGCGAAUUUUCUACUAACCUGAAUAGAAAUCCAACUAAAAUGUAGGCAUUUUCAUAAGCUUCAAACCAUCCGCGUUGGGGGUGUAUGUCGUUAAAUUGCGAAUUAAUAUAAGCGGUUGAACCUCAUGCCUAAAACCAGACAUUAUAUUGUCCGACUAGAAUGUGUAUUCCGACGGCAAUUUUUACACCCUCGUUUAGGCAACGAAUUCUAGCUCGCUCAAUAUUCUAGAUACAAUAUUAUAGCUCGUACCAAAAUGUAGCUGAAUUCACCAGCUAUCUGACAAUAUACGUAAAAUCCGAUUUCUUGAGGUUGUUUAUUAACAACUUAAACAUUUGUAGUGAUUAGGGUAAAUGAACAUCUGUGUAUCUACCUAAUAUUUCUUGAAAGUAAAUAUUUAGAGCCUGGAUGUACGUCUAGCGGUAAACACUAAACGUCACUAUAUUUGCUUUGUCACUAUUUGUCAUCGGUCAAUGAAUUCAUUAGCUCCAUACACGCCAUACACGCGAUGUGACUUACGGAAUGUUUGAAUCUGAGUGUUUCAUUUUAUUCAAACUUGAUUUAUUCUUUAUUGUCGAAAUAUUCGGCUGCUUCAUUCUAACACAGAUAUACUCCGUUAUAACCAAGACAUAUAUAGCCAUUUCCUAGGGGGCAUAGCAUAGCUACAAGUAGCUACAGGCAAUUAUUGUGGCUUUUUUCCGAAGAAAUAAACGAUUUGCAUGGGUUCACAAUCCGUAAUCUGCAUCCGCAAUCCGCAUCCGCAAUCGGCAAUCCGCAUCCGUAAUCCGCAUCCGUAAUCCGCAUCCGUAAUCCGCACUCCGCAAUCCGCUACCCGUAAAGUCUACCAUGCCAAAAAAGUUUGUGUUUUUUUUUUCCAAAAAAGUUUUUUUUUUUUCCAAAAAAAGUUUGUGGUUUUUUUUCCAAAAAAAGUUUGUGGUUUUUUUUCCAAAAAAAGUUUGUGGUUUUUUUCAAAAAAAAGUUUGUUUUUUUUUUUAAAAAAAAGUUUGUGUUUUUUUUUAAAAAAAAGUUUGUGUUUUUUUUUCAAAAAAAAUUGUGUUUUUUUUUCAAAAAAAAGUUUGUGUUUUUUAAAAAAAAAGUUUGUUUUUUUUUCAGAAAAAAGUUUUGUUUUUUCUCAAAAAAAAGUUUGUGUUUUUUUUCAAAAAAAGUUUGUGUUUUUUUUUUCAAAAAAAAGUUUGUGUUUUUUUUUCAAAAAAAGUUUGUGUUUUUUUUUUCAAAAAAAAAGUUUGUGUUUUUUUCCCCAAAAAAGUUUGUGACCAAGCAGUUGUUGAUAAUCGCCCACAAAGGCGGUAGAUGCCGCUAAUUUUAUUCAUUUAAAUCAAUUAGUUGAUUGAAAUUAAUAGGUUGAGACGUGAUGUUCUCAUAGCAAAAUGUCAGCAUACUUAUGGCAGAUGCUAGUCGUAUUUCCAAAUCAGUGAUGUUAAUCAAACAAAUCUGUGUUACAUGUUCAAAGCUGAAGUGCCAUCUGAAGAGAAAAUAUUAAAGCCAGCCAGAAUACGAAGAUAAUUGUGAUGACUAUUUUCUUCCUAGAAACCGAUUUUUUACAAUUUUCAAAUGAUUUGCAGUAUAGUAUGUCUUAUGUAUGACUGUUGACUUUUAAUAAAACACAAAAAAAGUCUAAAAAUCUGUACAACAGCGACUUAAAAUCGAAUAUAAAAUGGUGAGACAAUCUCUCGUCUUCGUAUCCGUAGCCAUUACUGCUUUGGCAACGUUUAAGAGGGAAAUAUAUACUAAAUUUUAUCAACAUGCAUUGAUAACAUCACGUGUGAAAUAGCAAAUAUGCUCGCGUGGUAUCUGAAAUAGUUGUUUUAUAUACUGUGCGCUUUAUAAUACUACAGCUUUGAGAUUAAUCCGGAUGUUUACGAUGACGUUAUAUUCUCCACAAAAGUUACGUAAUAAGUACUUAAAGAUAACUGCAUUUGCUUCCGAACGUGUUUACUAGCCCUAAAUUCCAAAUUGUUCCACUAGUUUAGCUUGCAGUUCCAAACUACGAAGUUCCUAAUGUUUGAGUAGUUCUGGAAACGUGCAUAAACGCAUUAUGAUUAAACUAGAAUAAUGACAUACAAUGUAUGCGUAAAUUAUCCAUGUAUACGCUCACCAAAACACGGCAUAUAUAAUAUUUGUAAACACCAUUGGUAAUACUAUAAAAUACAAAUAAUUCUAGCUUCAAUAACUAAAAUUUUCAUUUGGCUUAGAGUAACGUUUUUGACAAUCAGUGACAAAAAACUUUGGACAAAAUACCUAAAGAGCGUACAUUUACAACACAAUCGACCCCCGCACCCCCCGUUCAAUGUUGUGUGUGGAAAUACCUGCGCAAAAUGUUUCUUGCCAGCCACCCAACAUUGUUUAGGGUGGGGGAGGGAGGGAUAGUCGUUUUAUGCUGAACAGUAUUUGGAAAGGCGCAGAUAUGUCUAUAUUAUAUCAUUGUCCAAAAACCUUUUGUCACUGAUUGUAGUUUAUGUUUUCAUCCGGCCGGCGUAAAUAUAAGACCCGCUAGGAGAGACUAAAUACCCUAGGAGUGAUAAUAUACAAAUAGGGCCAUGCCAGAUGGGUGAUAAUCCCCUCCAACAUUAACCUAAACCAAAGGGUGAUAAUCCUUUUGGCCAGUUUCUAUGAUUCGACUGAUUAUAUUUACAAUAAAUAACCUGUGUCUAUGGGCCUGAAGUUGACCAUUGGGAACACUUUUAAAGCUUCAAUUGCGAACCAAAAAAUUUUUAACAAAAUCUGUUUAGGUAUUUACAUCACGAUAAUUUCAUUUUAUAAUAACAAGAUUAUUAAUUUGAUUGUCCUUCUUCGAUAGUCCUCGCGUAUAUCGUUGUUAACACAUAUAUAGGUUUUUUCUGGGGGUUUUCUGGGCUAGUAUUCCAAAUGUCGUAGGUUCGAUUCCCACCGUAUAGUCAGGGAUAUCUUUCAAGCUUGCCCAGUGUGGAUAUAGACCAAUUGCGAAACUUAGUGACCGCGCCUUAAACUGCACGAAAACGAGGCUUAUUAAUGGUAAUUUUUACGAGUACAAAUUAUUGUUAAUGGACGAUACUCAAUGCGCUAGACCUAAAAAUUAUAGAUUUAAAAUGUCUAUGUUAAGCCAACUCGAAAGCUACUAUUGUCUAAACAAAGGAAGACUCUAUCACAGACUUUCAUUAUUUGCUUGCCAAACCCGUAGGCUACUGCACCCAGUAUCGUUUAUUAAUUAUUGUCCAAACCACUAUGUUUGACCUAUUCAUAACUAUAACAAUGAAACUAUAGUUAAACAUGGACAGAUAUCCGAGUUAGCUUUAUCUGCCUAUAUCAUUCUUACUUGGAUUGCGAGCUGUAAAGACUGAUUUAAAGAGUCAUUUAAAAAAUUAAUCGUUUCACGUUUAUCAUUUCUAAACGUCCACCAAAAAUAAUGCCAAGAGUUAGCAAACCACGAUCACGAGUUCGUCAGCAUGAUCAACGACCAUCCAGUAUUCAACCGUCCGUCGAAGUACCGAGCAAUUUGGGCGAGUUAUCAAUUUUAGAGUUGAAAAACCUUUGCCGCGAACUCAACUUUUCGUGCGCUGGCGGCCGACGGGUACUUACAACGCGCCUACAAAACGAAAGAGAACGUCUAAACACGAAUACGCCGCAAUCCAACACUCAAACCGUUCCAGUAAACAACACGUUAUCUAAUUCCAACGCAAGGGAAAGCUUCAGCGCCGACCAACUGGCACAGAUCACGCAGAUUGUUUCGCAGUCGAUUUCGUCUUUCUUCGAAAGCCAACACGCCACAACAACCGCGACUCGUGUAGAUGAGCAGCCAACUAUCCCGCCACCGCCAACGCCACUCGAAAGGCUAGAACAGCUUGGUCAAUUUCCAUUUUUAAGUUCCAGCGAGCUCCAGCAGCAGCCGACUUCAUCCCAUGGACCUGUUGCCUCAAUCCAGCAAGCAGAUGGGGGAUUCACGCCAGAGAUUCCAAACAAAUACGUUCGUGACAUCGAAAGUGGUGAGUUUUUUGAGCUUGCUAAAUUAUUGCCAAAAAAUUUAAAUAAGUUAAAUGUUGGUUCCGAUUCUUCUGACAACGUGGGUUUCACAAUUUCCUCUACGGGAAUCUCAUUAACACCGCGCAAGCCUCAAGUGCUGACUAACAUUGAAGAGUGGACAACCGCUUUCAACACGUAUAUGUUAAUCAUAGUACAAAAAUUUCCAAAUCGUGCAUCAGAACUUUUACAGUACAUGGAAACCAUCCGUCAUGCGGCAAAAACGCAUGGCGGUUUAGGCUGGUGCAUAUAUGAUCAUAAAUUUCGCUAUAAAGCCGCCGCGUGUCGAACAUUGUCGUGGGCCAACAUUGACAUGCAGUUAUGGUUGCGUAUUUUCACCGCUAGCUCUACUCAGUUGCGGGAAGAUUAUUCCCUUUUUUCUAACGGACCCUCAAACAAAGCUGGGGCAGCGAGGGACGGAAUUUGCCACAGCUACAACAGGGGUAGACCUUGCCCAUUACGACCCAAUUGCCCUUACACUCACCGAUGUAACCGAAUUGGCUGUGGGGGGAACCAUCCUGGGUACCAAUGUCCACAAUCCCGUGGGGAAAACGAUCACAACGACGACCACCCUUCACAAUCCGCCCGUAGCUCCGCGAAGACCAACAGAAAAUAGAACUGUUAGUUUAAAGUGUAGUAUAUAUAAUAGCAGUAAUUCAAUACCUUUAGAUAAUACUAUAGUUACGCCAAUUCGCGUUGACGCGCUUGAAGGUGCUCUUUGUGGGCAUCCCAAUUCAUCAUUCGUUUUGAAACUCUGUUCAGACUUGCGUUUCGGUGCUCGUCUCGGUUACGAUGGUCCUCGCAUGUCAAAAUUUUCGAAAAACCUCAAGUCUGCCAUUGACAAUCCAACUAUUGUUUCAACUAACUUAGCGUUGCUCUUGGCCACACAGCUGGUCCUUUCACCAAUCCGCCAUUUGCUAAUUUACAGGUUUCGCCAAUUGGCAUUGUACCUAAAAAGCAUUCAGAUAAAUUUCGAACCAUUUUCACCUCUCGUUUCCAAAAACGGGAGAAUCAAUCAAUUCCUUUAUCGAGAAAGACGACUUUUCAUUGCAGUACAUAAAAAUCGACGACGCAAUUGCGGCUUUAAUCCGAUUAGGCAGAGGCACUUAUCUAGCUAAAACUGACAUAGAAUCUGCUUUUCGUCAAUUCCCUGUUCAUCCUGACGACUGGGAGUUAUUAGGAAUAUAUUGGAACAAGUCCUAUUAUUUUGACAAAGUGUUGCCAUUUGGUCUGCGUAGUGCACCGUAUAUUUUCAAUCAACUUUCGGAUGCACUUGAAUGGAUUUUACUCAACAAGUGUUUUAUAAGCUAUGUUGGGCACAUUCUCAUCAUGGAACCACCGGCCCAAGCUGGGCUACCUUCUCAAGCAUGCCAAACUAGCCUUUCUAGCAUGUUGUUAACAUUCCGCACGUUAGGUGUUCCUAUUGCCGAGCAUAAAACUGAAGGACCCAGUCUCAUUAUAGAAUUUCUAGGCAUUAUCAUUGACUCACAAAAGAUGGAGGCUCGUCUUCCAUCCGAUAAAUUGAACCGUCUAUUUGUUGAUUUAAAUUCGUGGCACACAAAAAAGUCAGCUACACUCCAAGAGCUCCAAUCACUAAUUGGCACAUUAAAUUUUGCAUGCAAAGUAAUUGCCCCGGGUCGAGCUUUUCUGCAACGUAUCAUAAAUCUAACACGGGGUGUCUCCAAACCACAUCAUCACAUUCGCUUGACGAAUGGUUUUCGCGAAGACGUAAAAAUGUGGCAACUUUUUCUUAAAGACUGGAAUGGGACAAGUCUAUUUCUCAACUCUUUCUGGGAAAAUUCUACAAACCUUUCUCUCUAUACGGAUGCCUCGGGGACCCUUGGUUUUGGGGGAAUUUUUCGCAACCAGUGGUUUCAGGGUAAAUGGUUGCCUCACCAAACACUUACCACAAAAAAUAUCAGCAUUGAUUGGCAAGAGCUCUAUGCUAUUGUGGUAGCCUCCUACAUAUGGGCACCUUUAUGGGCUCAAAAACGAAUUGUGUUUUACUGCGAUAACCAGGCAGUGGUUUCCAUAAUCAAUUCCAAACGUUCAAAAAGCCCUCGUAUUAUGGACUUAGUGCGUCCUUUAACCUUACAAACACUGAAAUAUAACUUUUAUUUUAAAGCCUUACAUGUGCCUGGUCAUUAUAAUGACAUUGCUGAUUCUAUCUCCCGUUUUCAGCAAACCAGAUUUCGGCGGCUAGCACCGCAUGCAGACCAUCAACCUCAACCUCUACCAGAGGAACUUUCUCGUCUCUAGACGCUGACUUACGUCGUUAGCUAAAGGUACGAUUAAAACUUAUAGCAGUGGCGAAAAACAGUUCACGAAUUUCUACUAUCAAUUUCAUUUACAUAAGUAUGUGCCUCUUCUGCCAACAACGGAAAACAUUCUGAUUUACUUUGCUGUUUUUCUCGCUAAGACGGUAAAUCCAGACACCAUCAAAGUCUAUCUCGCAGCAGUACGCCAUAUGCAUUUGGUUAACGGCUACGACCUUCAAAUCACCAAAUUUCAACGCCUACACUAUAUUUUGCGAGGUAUAAAGCGAGUAAAAGGAGUGUCUACAAGAACACGCCUACCAAUUACAUUAGACCAUUUGAAAUUGUUUCACCGCAUAUUACACUCACGGACAUCGCCAACACAUGAUGAAACCAUGAUUUGGGCAGCGAUUUCCAUAGCAUUUUUCGGGUUUUUGCGGAUUGGUGAAAUGACUUGCUCCGGUCCUUAUAAUUCUUCAACAAACCUUUGCCGAUCAGAUGUAAGUUUUCAUAACAAAAAACGUGGGGAUAACGAGGUUUUUCUGCAACUACGAAUUAAAGCGUCAAAAACCGAUCCGUUUCGAGCCUCAGCCACAAUAACCAUUGGCAGCAAUUCUGGUAUGUAUUGUCCAGUAAGGGCCCUUCAAACCUACCUUUCACGUGCGCCAACCGACUAUGCGGGACCAUUGUUUUGCUACUCAAACGGUGUUCCUUUAUCACGUAGUCAAUUUACUAAGGAACUACGAACACUUUUGGCCCAAGGUGGUCAUCACCCUGCUCACUAUGCAGGCCACAGCUUUAGAAUCGGAGCGGCUACCACAGCUGCGUCCCAAGGUUUGCCUCAUUGGCUUAUUCAAACGCUAGGAAGAUGGUCUUCCGAUUGUUACCUCAGAUAUAUUCGCACGCAAUCAAUGUCCUUACAGACGUUUCAAAACGAUUGAUUGCAGAGUGAGAUAAACACUCGAUCGUUGUUUGUCGGUCUAUGGGGAUCACACACACUAUCGUUGUGUGAUUGUGGAGGCAAUUGCUCUAGUAUGAGGUCGCAAUUUUACCAUAGACCUCACGUUUUCUUUACGGAAUUUGGCAACCUGGCAUACAGCCAAUUCCCAUGCAUGCUGAGCCAGAUCAGUGUUCUAAGAAAUAUUUCCCUGAUCAUUUUUUCCCAGGGCCCAGCUCAGAGUAUAUGUCUUGCAGGGCAGGCUAGGAUCCAGCUCUAAAUGGAGUAUAUGUUCUAGCCGACUCAGGACCCAGCUCAAAAUCCGUAAAAGUAUAUGUCUUGGGCAGAUUAGGACCCAGCUGCAAAUCAGUAUAUGUCCUAAUCGACUUUCCCCAAGAUCCAGCUUUUCAAUACGAGUAUAUGCCCUGGGAACCGCUCAGCACCCAGCUCUUCGCAGAUAAAAAAUACAGUAUAUAGAGCAGUUGUCCCACACUUCCAUAACCCCACAAACCUUGUGUUCUUAUGCGUGUCGUUAUAUUAAAUAUCUCAAUAUAUAUAUAUUUAUUAAAUGGUGAGGACAUUAAUGCAAAAACAAAUCAUUCUGCUAUAUUUUUAUAUGGCGAAAAAUGAAUUUCAGUGUUUGAGACGCGUUUUUAUGGUAAUCUCUUAUUUUUUUUCAAUAUUUCUGUUUUGACUAUGUAAAUCUUUAUUAAACUUGUUCAUAGAUUUAGUCCUACUUCAAAUUUCAUUGUUUUUCGCGGCGUGCGAGGCAAAGUUUUGCUGUUUUUCGCCGUCCGAUAAAAGAGGCAGAUUAUACCAGAGAAAGAAUCAGGUAUUUUCCGUCUGUUUUAUUAAUACAUUUCAAAGAAUAAGUUGUAACAUUGAUUAAUUUUGUUUCAGUUGUAAUAUAAUAGCAAGUUUUCGAUAUUAAAUUUAAAAAUAUGAAAGUAAACGUAGGGCAAAAUUUGUAGAAAUUUUAUGUUAUUAUCCUUUGACAAAAUCGUUUUUUCUCGCACGAAGUCUAAAAAAAUCCGGGUAGAAAGAGUUAUAUUUUAGUUUGUUAAGUUAUACUGGCUAUUUUAUUUGCAUCUUGAUUAGAUUCUAAAGUCUAGAUUGAUCUUUUCCAUAUGUUUGUUCCAUCGCAUGCUAAAACAACAACGAAAUAUCUCUCCAAAGCGGGUAAAAAUAUAAAUAUUUAUAUAACCUAGCACGAAAUAUUAAGAAAAGAUCAAAGAGAUUAAAGAAAAAACACUUUAAAACCCCUAAAAUUCACUUUUCGCUAUAUAAAAAUAUAGAAAUUGUUUUGUUUUUGCAUAAUAAGCCUCGUUCUCGUGCAGUAUGAAGGCGCGGCCACUAAGUUUCGCAAUUGGUCUAUACACUCAGAGUAACAUCACAAAUAGGGGUGCACCGGAUUUGGAAUUUUCAAAUCCGGCCGGAACCGGAUUUACCGGAUUUGGACAAAAAUUCCGGCUGGAUUUGAGAUAAACCAGUAAUGAGGACAAUUGGGGAUAAAUCAGUAUGCAAAAUGGCGGUUUAUGUUUUUUACUAUUUUUAGUUAGUGUCAGUUUAGAUUUUUGAUUGUGUUUAAACCUUUUUUAAAUAUCUUUUUGUUAAUAAUAUAAGAAUAUAAGAUAUAUUUUAUAAGAGUAUAAGUGUUUUUUAAACUUUAAAGCUGCCAAAUUGAUGGUUUAUCCCAUUCUUGGUGAAUUUUUUAAAGUGAAAACAGAAAUUUAAAUCCGACCGGAUUUUCUCCAAAUCCGGCCGGAUGCCGGAUGCCAGAAAAUUCAUUAAAUCCGGCCGGAAUCCCGGUAGGAUUUGAAAUCCGGUGCACCCCUAAUCACAAACAACAUAUAUAGUUCACCAGACCAUUCAUGCACUCACAACGCGUAAUAUUAACGGGUGGGUGGAUCAUGGAGAUUUUCUUUUCGCUAGAUUUUUCUCUUUUCUCGUUUGGGAAUUUGUGAAAGUGAAGGCCAUCUUGUCUUGCCCUUUGCCUUGCAUGUUCGCUGUUGACAAAUGAUCUGUCGGUUAUACUGCUUCGUUCUUUUUGCACGUGCGCAAAGCACUCGAAUUUUGACCGAUUAUUUACUGCUGCCCUAUUUUGUGGCUCCUGACAAGCAUGUCCCGCUUGUGGGAGAUUAGCUUACAGUUACUAAGCUUAGUUUAAAUCCGAUUCGUUAUAUAUAAAUUUGCUAAGAAUUCAUGUUCGGCAGCCCCUGAUCCUACGAUAAUAGUUUUGUUCAAUAAUGUUGAUAUAUCUCAAUAGAUUGCCAAUAAAGAUGUGGACAUGGCUAUAGGAGGAGAUCAGGGUGGUUCGAUACGCAUGCCUGCAGCAACGUGUGGCAUUGUGGGAUUGAAACCAACAUUUGGGUUGGUUCCUUACACUGGUAUUAUAGGUGCUGAACCAACUAUCGAUCAUACUGGACCUAUGGCGCAAACUGUUCAUGAUACAGCAUUACUUUUGGAGGUACUUAAAUUUUACAUUAGAGGAAGGAUGAAUAGAUACUGUAUGUAUUUUCACCGAUUGUUUCGUACCUACUACACUUGUUGAUUAGUCAAAAGUUAUCUUCGUUUCACUAUAUUUUACUAAUGAACCUCAUUGCAUGGAAGACGGUAGUAGAUUGUGAUGUAGUGCUUUAAUUGUCAUUUCAGGCAAUAGCAGGUUACGAUGAUGGCUUAGAUCACCGUCAACCACGUGAUCUCAAGAUACCCAGCUAUACGAAAGAGGUAAAAUCCAAUGUCAGGUUUCAUGAUAUCAAGUUUAUUUUCUUUGUCCCUAUAACUUCAGGAAGGCGAUUAUGCAAAGUCCUGAAAUUUUAACAAUCAUAGUCGAAGAAUGCUGUCUUGUAGUCCAAGACUAUAUCGUCUUACUAGAAUUAAGACACGAAACCUAUGCCGGAAUGAAAAAUUCAAUCCUUCGAUUGAACCUCAAUCAUAAAAUACUAAUUUUUAGAUAUUUAAUAUUUAAAUCUUAAUGAAUCCUAUAUAUUAAAAAUACGAAUCUUUGAAUCAUAAGAUUGGAUCUAUUAAUCAAAUUGAAUACAGUGGUAAGAAAUUGUUAAUUGAGGUUACGUUACUGCCUAUACUUCCAAGCACCUUAUCAAGUAGUACAGUUCUAAAAUUUUACCAAGGGAGGGCUCCUCAAGGGAGGGCCUUGGUUUACGAAUCGCCCUAAACCUUUGAAUUAAAUUAUUUCCUGCAUUUUAAAUAAUAUUAUAAAGUAUAGUUUUAUCAUAUUAAGACAUGAAAAUACAAUCACUAUACAAAGUGCAUCCUGAAUAUGAAAAAUAGCAUUUGGUAUGAUCUUCAAAAUUUUAUAGAAAUGAAUUGGAAUACCUCUAUUUGUAUGGUGCAAUAGUGCCAAACGAUUAUUUCAGUCUUGAUAAAAUUUCUAGGGGGCUCAGCCUCCUAAACUGAAUGAAAUAUGAAAAAGUGACUAUGCCCCCCCUGAAACCCCUUUCACUUCACCCCUACUCUCAUCAUCGUUUCAUUCGUUCUUCAUGCAGAGUUUGGAAAUAAGGUGGAGUUUGGUGGAAUUUGAUAUUAUAUAUAUAUAUAUAUAUAUAUAUAUAUAUAUAUAUAUAUAUAUAUAUAUAUAUAUUUAAUUUGAACGGCAGUUAACAGGGGAUAUUAAAGGUCAGCGUGUGGGUUUACUUAAAGAAGGUUUUGAUCCCAGUUUUGAAACAGAUGUGAAUGACUUGGUGAGAAAAUCAGCUGAGAGACUAAGCGAGAAAGGUGCAGUGGUUCAAGAGGUGUCAAUACCCUGGCAUUUGGAUGGUAGAUAUUGUUUCAUAAUAAUAAUAUAGUAUUAGAAUAACUAAAUGCAAUAAUAAUAUAUAAAGCAUUUUAUUUUUCAACUUUUACCAGGAAAUUUUUCUUUGUUUUUUUCAGGAAAUCAUUUACUUUUCGGUAUUACGGUAUCCAAUUCCACUGCCGUAUUUGAAGGUCCGUGUAUAUAA
Paramuricea clavata is the source of this 23763-nucleotide messenger RNA. The record is from the annotation of a GenBank genome assembly. NCBI's taxonomy places the organism in Eukaryota, Metazoa, Cnidaria, Anthozoa, Malacalcyonacea, Plexauridae.